Messenger RNA from Colletotrichum graminicola M1.001, 1941 nucleotides. Its product is annotated as variant SH3 domain-containing protein. The transcript is spliced from 2 exons. Gene Ontology annotation, molecular function: protein binding. NCBI's taxonomy places the organism in Eukaryota, Fungi, Ascomycota, Sordariomycetes, Glomerellales, Glomerellaceae. Bases 1 to 1941 code for a protein of 646 amino acids. The record is from RefSeq and is a predicted model, not a curated record.
AUGGCUCAUCAUUAUCACCGUCACAGGCGUCUGCCCCGCAACCCUGACUUCUGGGACGAUGUUGGAAGUAAAUUGGCGAAUCUUAAUCCCUUCGCGCCCGAUAACGACAACGGAGGCAAUGGAGGUAACUUCGAGAUCCGGCAGGACAAUGGCGAUGGAGCCCCAACCACACAGCGCGCUAAUACGAGACAAGCCCGGUCGACCGUUGUCAAAACCAUUUACCAGACCGUCACCGACGGUGAUCCUCGCCUCGCCCCCAGCCCGUCCUCGCCACCAAUUCUCGCCCAACCUCCCAUUCCCACCCAGGCGACAUCGCCGUCGUCUGACCUCGCCGAGACCACUAUCGCGAGGGCCGGCGCGCCCCUGGUUGUGACGCCCGACAUCUCCUCCACCACUCCCACCGCCGCCGACGCCGACACGGCUACAUUGCUGCCCUCAGUCAUUGAUGACCCCCUCACCCUCUCUGGGAGCAUUCCCACUACCCUCGCCAUCGCAACUGACACCCCGACUCUUGUCAGACCUGCCACGUCUGCCGCGACUGUGAUCGGUGGCGGUGCCAUCUAUUCCUCCUCGCCGACCCCGACCUCGGCCGCCGCUGAGAAACCGGCCAGUGCCGAGACAAGCGGUGCCGCAAAGGCCGGCAUCGCCAUCGGUGUCCUAGCUGGUGUUCUUGUUGUCUUCCUGCUCGUCUUCUUCCUUUUCAACCGCCGCAAGAAGCAGUUGCAGCAGCAGCGCCUAGCCGACGAGGACGAGAAGAGCGAUGGCUUCGGAACCGCCGCCGCUGUGACUAGCCAGAACCCUUACGCUCCCCGCAUCAGCCUCCGUCCCGUCACCGAGUUUUCUCCCACCCUGAACAUGGAUAAUGCCAGCAAAGGCCCGGCUGCCAACAUGAACGCCAACUUGGCUCCUGCUGCUGCUGCUCUCGGUAUCCGCAACCCGAACCAAAGCGCCUGGGAAAGACCGACGACGAGCCAGAGCGCGAACCCCGCAAACCCCUUUGGCGCUCAAGCCGAGAGAAUCAAUGGACCCAUUCCCGAGGAGUCCGUCUGCUCCUUGGACCUCAACGAGAAGCCCCUGCCCAGCGUUGCGGACGCCUCCCCUGCCAGUGCUGCUAUUGGUAUUGCUGUCGGUGCUGCUGCCGCUGGUCCCUCGGCCGGAAAUUUGACUCGCAAGACGUCGAUCCGGAAGGACGGCCCCAAGGCACUGGAUCUCACUCUGCCUGGCCCGAUUACCCCCUUGUCUCUCAUCCCCGCUUCCCCCGCCGGAACCACCUACAGCAGGGACUCUGCCGGCCCUGGUUACCAGUCCACGCCUUCUACUGGCUCUGCUGCCAUUGCCGCCGCUGGUGGCCCUGUCAACACGACUGUUCACCGGGUACAGCUCGAAUUCAAGCCUACCCUCGAGGACGAGAUGGAACUGAGAGCUGGUCAGCUUGUGCGUCUUCUCCACGAGUACGACGAUGGUUGGGCGCUUUGCAUCCGCUUGGAUAGAUCGCAGCAGGGUGUUGUCCCUCGCACCUGUCUGUCCGCUCGCCCUGUCAAGCCCAGGCCCCCCCAGGCUCAAGGUCCUCCGCGUGGUCAUCCGACCGGUCCCGGGGCUCCCCGCGGCCCCGGCCCUAACGCCCCUCCUGGUCAGCGUCCUUUCACUCCUCAAGGUGGUCCUCAUGGUGGCCGACCCGCUUCCCCAUCCGGGCAUGGCCCUAUGGGACCUGGCGGCCGCCCUCAAUCUCCUGGUCCCCGCUAUCAAGGACCUCCGGGACAACGACCUCAAAGCCCUAACGAAAUGGGAGGUCGCAACCAGAGCCCGGGACCUAGCAGAAUCCCCCAGCCCACUCGAAUCACUCCCAACAGUCCUCAGAGCAACCCAGGGCCAGCCCAGGGUCGUCCAGGCCCGCCUGUGGGGUCUGUUGGCCGGAAACCCGUUCCCGGACAAGCCGUAUAA